This is a messenger RNA of Rodentolepis nana, 2100 nucleotides long. The record is from the annotation of a GenBank genome assembly. Lineage: Eukaryota; Metazoa; Platyhelminthes; Cestoda; Cyclophyllidea; Hymenolepididae.
CUCACAUUAUCUAUUGCCCGAGCAGUUUCUAGACGAUUACUUGCCAAUCAAUCCUACAUUGUUAUCCGGUGUGCAUCAACCCCGCGGAGAACUUAUUUUUCUCAACCUUCUACUCUUUCAAGAUUUUUCGCUUCUGAAGCUGCCUCUUCAAAACCCGAUCUGAAAGUCAAACGAUUUGAAGCCGAUACUCACAAGUUGUUGGAUAUCGUAGCAAAGUCUCUUUACUCCGACAAAGAGGUAUUCAUUAGAGAGCUCAUUUCAAAUGCCAGUGAUGCUGUUGAACGUUUGCGUUUUUUGCAAACCUCUGGUGGUGUCAAGGGUUCUGAUUCACCUCUUGAAAUUCACAUAACAACCGAUGAAGCAGCGCACACUCUGACAAUCAGUGAUAAUGGCAUUGGUAUGACCGCUGAGGAAAUGGAGAAAAAUCUCGGAACAAUCGCCAAAUCCGGUUCGAAAGAAUAUGUUGCCCAGUUGAAACAGAACAACAUCUCCGGUCAAGAUUCAUCUAAUAUCAUUGGCCAAUUUGGUGUUGGUUUUUAUGCCGCAUUCAUGGUAGCUGAUAAGGUUGAAGUUCAAUCUGUAAGCCAAGUUGAUGGGAGUGAUCGCAAGGGGCAUCGUUGGGUUUCUACUGGGUCGGAUGGAACAUAUUCCAUUUCAGAAUGCCCAGAAGCAACUCCUGGAACUAAAAUAAUCCUCCAUUUGCGGUCUAAUUCAACCGAGUUCGCUAAAUAUUCAACUGUUGAAGCUAUCAUUCGCAAAUAUAGCAAUUUCAUUGGUGUGCCCGUUUUCCUCAACGAGAAACAGAUUAAUGUGGUUGAUCCCGUUUGGACGAAGGAUCCUGCCAAGGUGACUGAAGAAGAAUACAAGGCUUUCUUCCAAUUCAUCUCUGGUAACAAGUACGAUCACCCGAGGUAUAGGAUCACGUUCAAUACUGACUCUCCCAUCAACAUUCGGGCCCUCUUGUUCAUACCGACAAAUAAACCGAGUAUAUUUGACAUGGCUAAGGAGGGUGAUACUUCAUUGUCUCUUUACAGUCGAAAAAUCCUUAUUAUGAGCAGGGCUAAUCGACUCCUUCCAAGGUGGUUGCGUUUUGUUCAUGGAAUUGUGGAUAGUGAGGAUAUUCCGCUCAAUUUGAGUCGUGAAUUGCUACAGGAUCAUGGUCUGAUAAAGAAGAUUAAUCGUAUUCUUACGUCUCGUGUACUUCGUUAUCUCGAGAAUGAGGCCAAACGCAACCCAACAGACUUCUCCGUUUUCUUGAAUGACUAUGGCCUCUACUUGAAAGAGGGUAUUGUGACUGAACCCGAUCAAUCUUCUCGAGAGGAAAUUGCCAAGCUUCUUCGUUUCGAAAGUUCUAAAUUCCCCGAAGGCGAAAUGACGAGUUUCGAUGAGUAUGCUUCGAGAAUGCGUGCUGGCGAAAGAAAUAUCUACUUCUUGUCUGCUCCUAAUCGAGAACUUGCUGAAAAGUCGCCUUACUUUGAGGCUCUAAAGGAGAAACACGAUGAUAUUGAAGUUCUCUUUCUGUAUGAGCCUUACGAUGAAUUGGUGCUGAUGAAUUUGGGUCAAUACGAUCGAAAAAAUCUGUGUUCUCUUGAAAAGUAUCUUGCAGAUGAUGCUUCGGACACUGAUAGUGUUGGGAAAUCGGAAGGUGAUCGUAUUACUCAAGACCAGGCUAAUAAACUCUCACAAUGGGCUGAGAAAACUCUGGGCCAAAAGGUCAAGAAAGUGAAGGUAACUCAACGCCUGGCACAGCAUCCCUGCUGCGUUCAAGUUGCUGAGGCUGGUGCCAUGCGUCACUUGCUGCGCACCUCCCUGAUGGGUCGUCCAUCUUCCGAGAAGUACCUUGUGAUGCAACCCACUCUGGAGUUGAAUCCUUCUCACCAACUCAUUCGCUUUCUCUCCCAACUUGUCUCUUCGGAAGGACCCAAUCAAGCGCAGGAUGAUAUUCUUGCCACUGCGCUAAUCAAUUACCUCCUGGAUGCUGGUAUGGCUCACGCUGGUCUACUGGAUGAAAACCGCGAGAUGGUAUCUCGAAGUUCUCAACUUCUUACUCUGCUCUCGGAACGGAUUGUGGCUGGUGAUAAAAAAUCGGAGCAGGAAUAA